Molecule: messenger RNA, 525 nt
Organism: Papaver somniferum (opium poppy)
Lineage: Eukaryota; Viridiplantae; Streptophyta; Magnoliopsida; Ranunculales; Papaveraceae
Product: ankyrin repeat and SOCS box protein 3-like
Exons: 5
Coding region: 1-525 (174 amino acids)
Molecular function (GO): protein binding
Source: RefSeq, a predicted model, not a curated record
AUGGCGGCUAUUGCUUCCAAGUCAUGGGGAAGUACGAAACUUUUACUACAGGCAGGCGCUGAUCCAAAUGCCGUAUCAUGUGGAAAUACACCUCUGAUAUUUUCAGUGAGGGAUGGACGCAUAGAUGAUAUCACACGCUUACUGGAAGCUGGUGCGGAUCCAAAUUAUGUAAAUAAUUUUGGGUUGACAGCAUUAAGGAUUGCAGCCAUGAAGUGCAAUUAUCCAAUUAUUGGGGUGCUUUUUCCUGUGACGUCUCGCAUCUCAACUUAUCCUGAUUGGGGCAUUGGCGGACUAUUUGAGAGGGAAGUCUAUGAGAAGGAGAAAUUUCUUGAGGCAAAAUCAAAAGGAAGAGAUGCAUUCCAGGAAGAGCAGUCUUUCCUGGCAACUCAUUGGUUUCAGGAGGCCUUGGCCGCUUUUCCAACAGAUGCAGCUGUACUGCGCAACAUGAGUGCCUGUUAUGCACGUAUGAAUGACGGAAUCACUGCACAUGAGUAUGCCGUUAGAUGCAUGAAAGAAAGGGCCUAA